Molecule: messenger RNA, 684 nt
Organism: Angiostrongylus costaricensis
Lineage: Eukaryota; Metazoa; Nematoda; Chromadorea; Rhabditida; Metastrongylidae
Source: the annotation of a GenBank genome assembly
AUGAUACGUAGUGUUCUUCGAGGCUCCUCACGAUCAGCACUUGGUCUUCGUUCUGCACGUCAACUUUCGAUCACCGCAGCACUGAAAGCGGUUCGACCACUUGGACCGAAGUGUAAAGUACCUGAUUUUGAGGGUACAGCAGUCGUCGAUGGGGAUUUUAAGGCUAUUUCUUCCAAGGACUUUAGCGGGAAGUGGUUGCUGUUCUUUUUCUAUCCCCUAGAUUUCACAUUCGUUUGCCCAACGGAAAUUAUCGCGUUCGGCGAUCGCGCGAAGGAUUUUCGCGCAUUAGGAUGUGAAGUAGUGGCAUGUUCAUGUGACUCCCAUUUCUCACACCUGGCAUGGACUCAGACUCCACGUAAAGAUGGAGGCCUCGGUGAGAUGGAUAUACCUAUUCUAGCUGAUUUCAACAAAAAAAUUGCGAGAAACUUUGGAGUACUCGAUGAGGAAGCUGGUGUAUCAUUCCGUGGUCUAUUUCUCAUCGAUCCAGAAGGCGUAGUACGUCACACCGUAUGUAAUGAUUUGCCCGUUGGUCGGUCUGUUGAUGAGGCAUUGCGUACACUUAAAGCAUUCCAGUAUGUGGAAAAGCACGGAGAGGUUUGCCCUGCUGACUGGCAUGAUGAUUCACCAACUAUCAAGCCAGGUGUUAAAGACAGCAAAGAGUACUUCAACAAAGUGAAUAAGUGA